Messenger RNA from Enterobius vermicularis (human pinworm), 282 nucleotides. The record is from the annotation of a GenBank genome assembly. NCBI's taxonomy places the organism in Eukaryota, Metazoa, Nematoda, Chromadorea, Rhabditida, Oxyuridae.
AUGUCGUAUCAGCUGCAGCCAGGGUAUCCGGGGUUAUCUUAUCUUCUUCGCCUUUCGAUAACAUUCCCCCGAAGCAGCUGCCGAGCUCCACUCGAUCACUCGGAACGAUUGGAUGAGGCUGGACAUCAUUUUCACCUGCGUUCGCCUAGUUUUGUGGGCGAGCACACUCUUUUCCCUCCGGCUGAACGAGCAAGCGGGGCAUUGUCGGAUACUGGGGGUUCGACAAGGGAAACUGGAGGACCUUUGUCGUGGGAUGUCGUUGGUCGCCCUGACAUUCCUUGA